Messenger RNA from Humulus lupulus (European hop), 1197 nucleotides. RefSeq lists its product as uncharacterized. The transcript has 3 exons. Lineage: Eukaryota; Viridiplantae; Streptophyta; Magnoliopsida; Rosales; Cannabaceae. Bases 1 to 1197 code for a protein of 398 amino acids. The record is from RefSeq and is a predicted model, not a curated record.
AUGGAAAAGUCUAGUAUUGAUUUGAAUCGUGAAACAUCAUCGACAUCUGUUUCUGAAACCCAACCUAAACAUGGUGUUGAAGGGUUGGAAAAUGUAGUUCUACACAAUGAAGAUGAAUCAAGACAUAAAGGUAAAGUCAAAUGGAGCAAGGAAGACACUAUACUUCUGAUAAGUGGGUGGCUUAAUACAUCUAAGGAUGACAUUGUGGGGAAUGACCAAACUUCUACACAUUUCUGGGCUCGGAUCGUAGAAUACUACAACACCAACCAAAAAGUACAACAAGCACAUCACAGUGGUUGGUUUGAUGAGCAAAUUCUUGAGAAUGCACAUCAAUUGUACAAAUCUGAAAAUAGCAACUCAAAUUUUUUGCUUGUGGACUGUUGGAGAUUGCUAAAGGAUGAACCGAAAUGGAAUACAAUGUACCAACCAAAAUGUGGUAAGAGAACAAAGGUGUCAGAAUUAGGGGCAUUUACUUCUUCCAAUGCAGACAUCAAUGAUGAUGAAGUACGUGAAGUGCGCCCAACUGGCCACAAGGCAGCAAAGAGAAAAGGAAAGGAAAAAAAAGACACACAUACUAGAUUUAUAGAGAUUAGUGAACGGAAAGCAUCUGCAUUGGAGAAAUUGGUGGCAAUAAAGGAGAAAGAGGCUGAAGAUAAUAGGAUGACAAAAUACAUGGAUUAUCUCAUCGUGGACACGUUGCAUAUGACUCCUAAACAAAAGAAAGAACAUGAAAACUUCUCAACAAGACAAGGAAGAAAGAGAGCACACAUUGAUAGUGGUCAUGUAGAAGGACACCAACAUUUGUUCGAUGAUUACUUUUCUGAUGAACUGGUGUAUACAGAAUAUCAAUUUCGAAGAAAAUUUAGAAUGCGUAGACAUGUAUUCCUACGCAUAGUGCAAGCUCUAGAAAAUCAUUCGGAGUAUUUCCAUAUGAGGUUUGAUGCAAUCGGUAGAAGGGGGCUUUCGCCAUUACAGAAGUGCACCGCUGCUAUGCGAAUGCUGGCAUAUGGAAAGCCUGUCGAUUAUGUUGAUGAGUAUGUUCGAAUUGGUGAAACCACCGCUAUUAAAUGUCUAGUCAAUUUUGUUUGGGGAGUGAAUGAUAUUUUUGGGACUGAAUAUUUGAGACGGCCCACUGCCUCAAGGAGAGAAAAAAAAAUUAUUUGCCUGAUGCCAAGAAGCGGUACGCAAAGAUGUUGA